CAAAACAUCGACGGAAUGGGGAUUGUGGGUUUGGAAGAGAGGGAGAACAUCGAAUUGCAGGAGUUCUGCCGUAUGCUGAUGGCUUCCGCCGGCCUCCACCGCAGAAAAGACGGCCGCCAGCAGCCCAACAACAAGCGUUUCGACUUGAGGGGUGACGAUGAAGAAGACAUGUUGGUGUGUGUCACUAGCGGCGUUUCUUUCUUAGGACUUGCCCUCGUCGAUCGUCUCCUCCGCCGUGGCUACUCCGUCCGCCUCGUCGUUGACAACCAAGAAGAUGUAGAAAAAUUGAGGGAGAUGAGGACAGGCGGUAGCACCGAUGACCGCAUUUCUGCAGUUAUGGCGAAGCUAACCGACGACGACGAUGUUGAAAGCUUGUCCCAUGCAUUCGAUGGCUGUCGUGGCGUUUUCCACACCUCUGCAUUUGUCGACCCCGCUGGCCUCUCUGGCUACACUAAAUCCAUGGCUGAGAUAGAAGUGAAGGCGAGUGAGAACGUGAUGAAGGCAUGUGCAGUGACACCAUCUGUGAGAAAAUGUGUCCUCACUUCUUCACUUCUAGCCUGCGUAUGGCAAGACAGCACCCGCAACGACCUCUCCCCUGUAAUGAACCAUGACUCCUGGAGCACUGAGUCACUCUGCAUUGACAAAAAGCUUUGGUAUGCCCUGGGGAAGCUGAGGGCAGAGAAAGCUGCAUGGAAAAUAGCUGAGGAAAAGGGGGUGAAGUUGGCCACCAUCUGCCCAGCUCUUAUCACUGGCCCUGAAAUUUCCACUAGAAAUCCAACAGCAACACUUGCAUAUCUCAAAGGAGCACAACAAAUGUACCAAAGUGGUGUGCUAGCCACAGUCGAUAUAACAAGACUGGCAGAGGCACAUGUAGGCGUGUUUGAGGCAAUGAACAAGGCAGCGUUUGGGAGAUACAUUUGCUUCGAUCAAGUCGUUGACGGAGAAGAAGAGGCCGAGAAGUUAGCAGAAGCGACGAGCAUGUUGAAGAACAAGUUCGUGGGCAAUGGGGGCUCUAAUAUUGUCCAGAAUCGAUUCGAAUUGUCGAACAGAAAGCUUACAAAUCUUUUGUCCGGAAGAGUACAUUGCUGCUAUAGUUCAUAAAAAAAACUCCGGGAUUUCAAUUAGGGUUCUACCCAGUUGUUAUAUUUCCCAGUGUGUAAAAUGUUGAGCAAUGCAAGUGAGAAAGUUUUGGAACA
This is a messenger RNA of Pyrus x bretschneideri (Chinese white pear), 1196 nucleotides long. RefSeq names its product cinnamoyl-CoA reductase-like SNL6. Gene Ontology annotation, biological process: steroid biosynthetic process. Gene Ontology annotation, molecular function: 3-beta-hydroxy-Delta5-steroid dehydrogenase (NAD+) activity. NCBI's taxonomy places the organism in Eukaryota, Viridiplantae, Streptophyta, Magnoliopsida, Rosales, Rosaceae. The coding region runs from base 16 to 1101 and encodes 361 amino acids. The record is from RefSeq and is a predicted model, not a curated record. The transcript has 5 exons.